AACUAUUCUAGUCGCCCCCCCUACCCCACUCUAUGUACCCAAACUAAUUGAGAGGGAGAUGUCCAUAAAAACAACAUUACUGAUAACGCUAAGACCGUUUCCAAAACAGCCGUCGUUGAGCAGACCUCAGCUAACUUUCACAAAUUUAUUCUUCAGAUUUUUCGUAGUUCGUGUUUGUGAAGUAACAGAAGUAAAGAAGAAUGGAAGAUAAAGUCAAUAGUGUAGUUCACGAAGAGCAAAAGAAUGGCGUUGAGGAGAUGAAGCCGUUAGUGUCCAUCGAUCAGGGGAAUCAGUGUAAUGGUGAUGGACAGAUAAAGUCACCAGUGAUAGAACAACACAUACAACAGAGAAACGGAUACAGUGAUUCUGAGAUAUAUAGUGAUGUUCAAGGAAACGGUUUAUCAACUGCCCCCUCUCAGAUAACCAUAACUCCUAUGUGUAGUGAAUAUCCUGAACAAUAUGUUAGCUUAGAUGACUAUUACGACUACAAUCGUAACAGUUCUCACCAGCUUCAGGCGGGCAAUUGCAACAUGACUACAUAUAGGAUGAACGAAUACAAUAAUAUCAGAGAUGACAGGCAAUUAGGAGAGUACAUGAUGACUACUCCACAGCAUCAACAACAAGCUCAAGUAGUCCCCACACAGAUAACACCGAAUAACACCACAAAAAGAGUAAGGACAGCUUAUACGAGCAACCAGCUGGUGGAACUGGAAAAGGAAUUUUUCACCAGCAAAUAUUUAUGUAGGUCCAGACGAAUUAAUUUAGCGAGAGCUCUGAAUCUGACUGAACGACAAAUUAAGAUUUGGUUCCAAAACAGGCGUAUGAAGUUCAAGAAGGAGCAGAAGAACAAGGGUGGCUCUCCUUCCACUAGUCAUCCCAAUUCUCCAGACUCGCAACAAAACCCAUCGACUAACCUUAGGACCAAAUGCAAUGGUACUAUGAAGAUGCCUCCAGUAUACUCAGAUUACGCCCAAAUUAAUCAAUAUAUUCCUUAUUUGCCAAGACCGACUCAAUACAUUGGCAGGGGAUACAAUAAUUGGGAAGCCCCUGUAUAUCCCCAAAUGGGAAAUCCCCCAUACUACCCUGGAAGAAACUAUCAUGGAAGCUAUAUUCCGAACAAUUCCGCUCAAAAUAUUGCUCAUCUUCAGAAUGGAUCUAUGGUUCAUGUUAAAGAAGAAGAUAUUUCUUCCCAAUUGACAUCCCAGGAACAACAAAUUCUGAAUGCUGGUAAUAACAGCAAUUGGUUGGAUCAAAACUUGAACACCUCAUACCCUAUACUUAACGGUAAAACUACCAUUACCGAAUUGUAAUUCAAUACAAUCUUCAUCAUCAGCAUUCAUGAUGGUUUUUCUACUCCAGGAGUAGUUUUUAUAAGCGGCGCAUAUAUUACGAAGACAAAACAUCUUAAUUUCGAAAACAUUAUUGUGCAUCUUAUUUUGAUUUUAGCUUUAGCGGGAUAGCCAGUGCGUGUGAUAAUCACAUACUAACAUUUAAAGUAAUGUUGAUAUCUGAUUAUGGCAAUUUCAGUAUGUUUCUCCUAAAUUAAUGUGUCUACAUCUACAUCUGUGUCUACAUCAUGCUUGUGUUCAUGAUUAUAGUUUGAAUUAUUCAUUCAGAAUCAACGAAUUAUUGUUACAUGGAGGUUUUAUUGAUAUUAUUGUAUAGAUCAUUGUAUAUAGCUCUAUAUUUUUGUAAGAUAUAUUUCACUAUUUUCGUCCUGAAUUCUCCCAUUGAUCCAUAAAAUCGAUAGGAAAUAACUGUGAACUAUUGAAAAUACUUUGAACACAUAUUUUUUUCAAGUAAUUUUCCAAAAUUGUUACUUCAGGAAUGCUAUCAAGAUAUUGUGAAUGAAUUUUAAUUGUAUCUUUUCAUACUGAAUCGAACUACAAUCAAUGUACAUAAUAAUAUAUUUUUUGAAUUUUUGUAUUUUACAAAGAAUUGAAGGAAUUAAAAAAAAACAAAACUGUAAGAAAACUUU
Molecule: messenger RNA, 1978 nt
Organism: Harmonia axyridis
Lineage: Eukaryota; Metazoa; Arthropoda; Insecta; Coleoptera; Coccinellidae
Product: homeobox protein Hox-D3-like
Exons: 3
Coding region: 201-1310 (369 amino acids)
Biological process (GO): regulation of transcription by RNA polymerase II
Cellular component (GO): nucleus
Molecular function (GO): DNA-binding transcription factor activity, RNA polymerase II-specific; RNA polymerase II cis-regulatory region sequence-specific DNA binding
Source: RefSeq, a predicted model, not a curated record